Molecule: messenger RNA, 2397 nt
Organism: Salvia miltiorrhiza (redroot sage)
Lineage: Eukaryota; Viridiplantae; Streptophyta; Magnoliopsida; Lamiales; Lamiaceae
Molecular function (GO): catalytic activity
Source: RefSeq, a predicted model, not a curated record
CCCUCUGCCGGGUGGGGCCCACCGUCGGGAAACGAAACUUUUUUUUUCUUUUUUAAGUAAAAUUGAUAGAAUUAGCAGCGGUACUGUACAGGCCGAAAAUGCAGAAAGAAAAGCGGCAUCAAUCACAGGCCAUGACCAUGAGCUUCGCUGUGUCAGCCGGCACGUGUCUCACUGCACCUGCCCUCCGCCCGACACGUAUUUGCUGGUGCCUAUGCCUCCUUGUCCUCGCCGCCAUUGCUGUCGCCGCUGCCGCUUCAUUUCCAAAUGAUCAGAUCGCGAUUCUUGCGUCCCUCAUGGACAGUACGCAAGUGAACUUGAGAAACCAUAGUAAAUGCACUGGAAAGAUGGAUCAUGAUUCAUUGUGUAGCAUGUUUGGACUCUUGGAUGCAGAAUUUUUCUCUGAUGCCAAGAUGCUGGAGAUUGAGAAGGGUGCCAGAGAACUCAAUUUACCUAUUAUCAAAUCCAAUCGAGAAUUAGUUGCUUCAGUAAAUGGAGGAUUAGAGAAUCCAUCUUGUUUGGUGUUCAGCUCUUCAUGGAGUCAUGAUCAUGCCCAACAUGCCUCUAAAAAAUUUAACUACCCUUCUCUAUCUGGUAUAGAAAGGCCAAAGAGUGAUGAAGAUAUUGCUUUCAUGAGCAUUCAUGAGUUGGGUCAACUAAUUAUGUCUAAACAAAUCACAUCUGAAGAGCUUGCUCGAAUCUUCUUGAAUAGAUUGAAAAGGUAUGGUCCAGUCCUUGAAUCUGUAAUCACCAUAACAGAAGAACUGGCAUACGAGCAAGCAAGAAGAGCUGAUCAAUUACUUGCACAAGGCAAAUAUCUCGGCCCGCUUCACGGGAUUCCAUACGGUUUGAAGGAUAUAAUUGCAGUGCCCCAUUACAAGACGACUUGGGGUUCUAGAACGUUUAAAAAUCAAGUUCUUGAUAUUGAAGCUUGGGUGUAUAAGAGGCUGAAAUCUGCCGGGGCAGUUCUUCUUGCAAAACUUGUGACAGGGUCACUGGCAUAUGACGACAUCUGGUUUGGGGGUAGAACGAGGAAUCCUUGGAACAUUGAGGAAUAUUCAACUGGUUCGUCGGCUGGACCAGCUGCCUGCACCUCAGCUGGCAUGGUUCCCUUUGCUAUUGGUUCAGAAACGGCUGGAUCCAUCACUUACCCUGCUGCUCGAUGUGGCGUGACAGCAUUUCGUCCUACUUUUGGAACUAUUGGAAGAACGGGUGUUCUAAGCUUAUCAGAGAGUCUGGAUAAACUAGGACCUUUCUGCAGAAGUGCUACAGAUUGUGCAAUUGUUUUGGAUAUAAUCCGAGGCAAGGAUCCACAUGAUCAUUCAUCCAGGGAUAUCCCCUUUUCUGAUCCUUUUUCAGUUGACAUAACAAAGCUGACCGUAGGAUACCUAGAGGAUGCAGAGAUGGAUGUUGUUCAAAAGCUUAAAUCAAAAGGCGUCAAUAUGGUUCCUUUUAAGCUGAAUUACACUGUCCAUUCUGCUCAAGGUAUCUUAAACUUCACGAUGGAUGUUGAUAUGUUGGCUCACUUUGAUGAGUGGCAACGUGCUGGCCUGGAUGAUGAGUUUGAAGCUCAAGAUCAAUGGCCUGUUGAACUUCGCCGAGCCCGUGUCAUACCUGCUGUAGAUUAUGUUCAAGCACAGAGAGCAAGAGGAAAACUAAUCCAGGAAGUUAGAGACAGUUUUAGAGUCGAUGCGUUUAUUGGAAACGCCACAGACUGGGAACGGGUGUGCGUCGGCAAUCUUGUGGGUAUGCCUGUAAUUGUAGUUCCAACUGGAUUUAAGCCAAUAUCUGAUGCUCCUACAAAUAACACUCGAAGAAGAACUACAAUCACCACUGGUGUUUAUGCUCCACCAGAGCAUGACCACAUUGCUUUGGCUCUGGCAAUGGCUUAUCAGACAGUGACAGACUAUCACAAGCAGCGCCCACCUAUAGAUGACCUGGGACCGGAUGACUCGAUUCCUAAUCCCCUACAAGCUAUACCUCCUAGACAGCUACAUGGUUGAGUGAUCGGAAAAGGAAAAUUUUCAGGUAGUUUCAUCCCUGUGUUUCAGAAAGGAUAUUAAUGUGCAAAUGGCGUGCAAGCAGAGAUGCUUCUAUCUAGGACAAACACGAGCAUAUGUAGCGUUGCACGUGAAAGAAAUAUAUGAAUAGAACUUACUAGAUGCAGAAUCUGCAAAAUGAGGUGAGCAUGUCUUCAACGGGCCUCCGGCUUCCAAUACUCCAUCACUAUUACAAGGGAAGGGAAGGGAAGGGAAGCAGCUAUGUGUUGAAGUGGUGGAAUAUUGGAAGCCUUUGAGGGCAGUUGGGAACAAUACCGAGAGUGUUACGAUGCUAUAUAAGUGCACUUGGAACUCCAGUUACACGGGUUUAUAUAAGCAGUGGCCUUCAUAUUUUGAUUAA